GCUGUCUUGCAUACAUAUCCCAGCAGUACCCGCGGCUGAACAACUUCCGGUCUGCUUGCGCCGCUCCGUUUCACAUCCGGAUGAAAAGUCUUCAACGUGGUGCUCCAUGGCAGCAGGCGUGUGCGACAAAUUUGGAGCGUUAAAGUCGGAAUAAUAGAAGAAUAGACAGUCUGUUUUAAAGGCGGAAGUUGUUGAAGCCAGAUGGGGGAGUUCAAGGUGCACCGCGUCCGCUUCUUCGGCUACAUGCCCUCUGGGAUCCGAUGCAUGUCGUUCAAUGAGCGGGCAGAGAGACUGGCUCUAGGCAGGCUGGAUGGCACUCUGGAGAUAUUCAACUUCAAGGACAGCUUCUACCAGGAAAAGGUGAUUCCAGGCAAUGAUUCGCGGUCUGUUGAAGCAGUUUGCUGGGUUGCAGAGCGACUCUUUACUGCUGGCCUCAAUGGGGAAAUAACGGAGUACGAUCUGGAGAACCUCUGUCCAAAGUACUCUUUGGAUGCAUUUGGGGGACCCAUAUGGACAGUAGCUUGCAAUGCCCAGGGGACACAUUUAGCGGUUGGAUGUGAAGAUGGAUCCAUAAAAUUAUUUGAAAUCCUCCCAGAGAAGAUCCGAUUCGAGAGAAAUCUGGACAGACAGAAAGGGCGUGUUCUCUCUCUGUCAUGGCACGAGUCGGGCACGAGGAUUGCGGCAGGGAUGCUCGACAUGAUCCGAAUUUUUGACGUUCAGUCAGGGCAUGCGACGCACAGGAUGUUGGUUGACCGGGGUGUGUCGGGCAUGCGCAACCACGAGUGUGUGGUGUGGUGCGUGGCCUUCCUGUCAGAUCUCACUGUUAUCAGCACCGAUUCAUCUGGGAAAGUUCAGGUGUGGAAUGCAGCCAUGGGAAUCCUCAGCAGUACUCACCUGGUCUCCAAAUCGGACGUGCUCUCGCUGGCUGUCUCAAAGGAUGAGAGCAGCUUUGUGGUGGGCACGUCCGAAGGCACUGUGGUGCAGUUCCAGUUCCUGGCCAACAUUCUCGGUGGUGAUGAGAAAGCGUGGGUCAGAACCAAGACGUUUAAGCCUCACACCCACGACGUGCGUGCGCUGGCUGAGAUUGGCACGGCCGUAGUGUCAGGAGGUUUGGACACACAGUUAGUGGUGCGGCCCCUCUUGGACAAGGUGGACAUCAUGUCCUACGACAAUGUGCUUCACAAGAUCCACUUUCCCCAUCGGAGCUUGGUAUCAUGUGCCCAAAAGGCAGGAAUGCUGCUGUUCCAAUUCCCUGCCCAGCUGGAAGUGUGGAGGCUGGGAGAGAGCGAAGGCCGUGGAAAGCCUGGCGACACUUUGUUCGUGAAGAAAAAUCCAGAGAAACUUCUGCAGCUGAAGAGAAAGGGUGAAGACCACAUCAGCUGUAGCGCCAUUUCUCCCUGUGGGGGGUGGUUGGCCUACUCCACCGUUUCCAGCCUUCGAGUCUACCGGCUGCAGUGCGACGAACACGUUAGCAUCUCCAAGGUACCCAAGCUGCCAAAGGUUCUGCGCUCUGCCCACCAGCUCUCCUUCUCAGAUGAUUCGUCCAAGCUGUUCGCAGCCUCCACCCACUCCAUGGUUCACGUGAUUUCUCUCAGCCAGUCGGAGUGCAAGCAUCUGCACACGUUCAAGCCCAAGUCAGGGUCCACAGAGCCUGUUCACCUGCUGGCUGCCAGUAAAGAUGGGAAGUGGCUGGCUGCAGCUAAUAGGGGCUGUGAGAUCCACAUAUACAACUUGCACAAACUGAAGCCUCACUGCACGGUGCCAAUAUAUGGCUCCUGCCCCACUGCAAUGGGAAUCCAUCCCACCUCCAAUAACCUGCUGAUGGUUCAUGCAGACCGGCAGAUCUUUGAGUACAGCAUAGUGGAGAAGCAGUACACAGACUGGAGCCGCCGAGUACAGAGGGAGGGUCUCCACAAGUUGUGGUUGGAGAGGGACACGCCUGUCACCCAUGUGACCUUCAACCCUCGUAAUGCAGCCCAGUUCAUGCUGCAUGACACCUACAUGUUCUGCAUCAUUGACCAAAGCUUGCCACUCCCUGACAACAAGUGUCAGUUCUACAAUCAGAUAACCCUGAAAAGCCUGUCAGAACAAGAAAGACUCAGCCAUGCUCAUGCCUUCAAGAUGUGCACAAAGUACCAACAUCUCCUUUUUUUGGGCCUGCUGGACGACGAAUCUCUGGUUGUGGUACAGCGCCCCCUCACGGACAUUGCCUCCCAGUUGCCGGCACCAGUAAGGCUGAAGAAGUUCGCCACAUAAGGAGCGUGCCCCUCCACGCCUGUGUGUGUCUGGACCCCCUUUCUCCCCUUUUCUUUAUAAAGAUCAGUAUGUUUGAACAUGAAAUAAAGACAGUAUUUACUAUGAAAAUUAACACUCUUUGUUUUUGUAGAGAUGGUUUUAAAAU
Messenger RNA from Scleropages formosus (Asian bonytongue), 2401 nucleotides. It is a transcript of the gene utp4, whose product is annotated as UTP4 small subunit processome component. Gene Ontology annotation, biological process: maturation of SSU-rRNA from tricistronic rRNA transcript (SSU-rRNA, 5.8S rRNA, LSU-rRNA). Lineage: Eukaryota; Metazoa; Chordata; Actinopteri; Osteoglossiformes; Osteoglossidae. Bases 202 to 2256 code for a protein of 684 amino acids. The transcript has 17 exons. Gene Ontology annotation, molecular function: RNA binding; protein binding. The record is from RefSeq and is a predicted model, not a curated record. Gene Ontology annotation, cellular component: 90S preribosome; t-UTP complex; small-subunit processome.